AUGUCAGACUCUACCGAUCAAAUGGAUUCGUCCAUCCUCCCAACGUCUCCCGUAUUGGCCGAUAAGAGCGGACGCGCCCCGAAGCCUGCCUCUUUAGUAUGGGGUCAAACGAAGGACCAGGAUUCAGAGACAAGUUUCAUAUCACCCGUGAGCUCCUCCGAAGCCUUGCGACCAAAUGAAUCGCGAUACACGAGGCAGCCUUCCUCGCCCGAGAGCUCAGCACAUCUGCCGCCCCGGAUACACUCCCCCGCCUCUCAGAUCUUUGAACGAGACGUACAAGAGGACAUAGUGCCGGCUCAGGCAUCGCCUGCCAUACCCGCUCAUAUUCGGACGGAGAACUACAUUCCACCCGUCCUGGAAGCAUCAUCGGCCGCCAUCACAGAUGACCGCCUCGAUCCCGACUCCGUUGAGAUCGUCACUCAUACUCUCCAUCAGCCUGCGGGAGCCGCAUCCGCCGAGCAAUCAAUGUCAUCCUCUAUCGAUGCGCAUUUGCUCAAUCAGAUGGACGCAGACGAUCUCUCGUCAAGUUACGGGGCCCUUGAUACAACGGACGUGCGCCGACUGAGUUUCAUCUCAUUUGCGGAUGUUGUAAAUGCCGAACACGCUGAAACAAGUGACGCCCAUCUGGGUGGAAUUUCUCGCGAGCGUUUGGGCGACAUCAACCAUCCCUCGUCCCCGUUGCGCUCACCCACUUCUUCACAUGCGCUCAGCGUCUCGCCCCCUACAAGCAUCGCGCCGUCCUUCAAAGGGCCUGAAAUGUCCCCUACUCGGCUUCCUACAGUUGGUUCUGCCCAAAGUCCCGUUUCUUCCAGUUUCGGGGGGGAUCUUAGUGUAGAGACCAUGCGACAGGCCUUGCGGAAGACUGGUAGUGGAGACCUGGGUGGUCUGACAAGUCAGACUGUUAGUUCCCUUGGGGAUGACCUGCUUGACCGUACGAUUUAG
This is a messenger RNA of Penicillium salamii, 942 nucleotides long. The record is from the annotation of a GenBank genome assembly. NCBI's taxonomy places the organism in Eukaryota, Fungi, Ascomycota, Eurotiomycetes, Eurotiales, Aspergillaceae.